UGCUCUAAACAUUCCAAUAAUUUUCAACGCUUACAACAGUCUUUAGAAAAAUAUCAUACAUGUUUCCUCUCAACUAUUCAUACUUAUUAUGAAUUAGACAUAAAAACGCUAAACUUAAACAAGCUCAAAGGGUUGAAGGGACAUUAAAAAAAAAAAAAAAAAAAAAAAAAAAAAAAAAAAAAAAAAAAAAAAAAAUAUUAAAGAAGGCAAGCUAGAGAGGAAUAUAGAACGUGAAACUUCUGGCCUGAAGUUCUAGCGAAACUGGGUCGAAGCGCAAAGUGACGCAAUACAAAGAGCGCGAAACAAAGACUGGGGUUUGAGAGAGGCAGACAAGGGGGUUGGGACUUACUCUUACACACACAGAAUUGCACACAUAUGGAAUUUUGCACACACAGACACAGACACAGACACAGACACACACACACACACACACACACACACACACACACACACACACACACACACACACACACACACACACACACACACACACACACACACAAAAGCACGCACGCACGCACGUAUAAACACAAAUAACACUGAAAAGGUAAAAAAGGUAAAAAACCAUGGCGGGGAUAGCCAUCACCAUCACCAAGAGUCAUGAUAUAUCCGUAUCCGUCCUGGCAAGUAAGUUUUUCAUGACAGCCAUAACUGCACUUGCCCAUAUAAAGUUAAAACAAUAAUAGAUAUGAAUAUAAUAGUUAAUAGGAGAGCAUUUAUAUAUGCACUGUCCACUGUAGCUUUGUCCUACCAAUUAUGUUUCCCCCACAGAUGGAUCCAAGGUCAAGUACAAGGCCUAUUUACCCACAUUUAUCUAUCAUAAUUCUUAAAGUUUCAGGAAAUGGUUUCCUCUUUAUAACUAGAAUUAUUAUCAAAAACAUUACAAUAUUUGUAAUGACAUUAAUAGCAAUUACAUCAACAAUAAUAAUAAUAGUUGAAAAACUAAAAACAUCUUUUCCCUAAAAUGUAAAUAACAGAGUAAACAAGUAAGAUAAGGGACGCCUUGUUAUUAACCUCUUAGUGAUCUUUUGCUUGUGAAGCCAUUUAAUAUGUAAAUAAAGUUAAUACAAUAAAAUUCACAGACAAGAAUGUACAAGUCCAGCAACCAAGGAUACAAUACUGUCAACCUCAGCUGAUUAGUGGGUGUUAGCCAAAUCCUUGUGAUUACAGCCCUGCAUACACCUAAACACAGACCUUAACCCAAUGCCGAUGGGCAUGACAUGAACGUACGUGCUAUGUCCACUGUGAGUUACUUGUUUGAUUGUUUUUACACAUAGAUGGCUACAUUUGUACUAAGUCACCAAUGAGCCAAUUAUGAGUACUGCCUGUCUCGCCUGUUUACCCUAUUUUUUGAUUACGAAUAUAUUUUAUGUUAUCUUAUUUUGCUGUUAUUAAUGUUUAUAUUAUAGUAAUUAUAAUGUUUAUAAUAAAAAUAACACAAUCGAUAUUCAUAAUGCUAGUAAAAAUUACAUUUUUCUCGCCAGUUCAAAUCAGGUACAGUCACAAGGUCUACCAAUUGACUCCUUUGUGGCUAAGCACUAGCAGAACCAUCUUUGUUCAGGCACAUUUCACAAAAAAUAUAGAAAAUCAGCACAGCAUUUUCCCCAUUCUUUAUUAAUUUCCCCCAGUGGCACUGGGUUAAAAUUACUUUUAAAAAUUAAUGUCAAGACCUAUUACAAAAUAUAAAUACAGUUUGUGCUAUCAAACCUUGUAUAAUAAUGAGCAUAAACUAGGCAGAACCUCCAGUGCACUGUGCACAAGACAGCUAUGUCAAAGGCAAACACUCCCAGCAAGUGCCUAUACCAAUGAUACCCAACCUUUGCACCUUGGAGGAACCCCUAAAUAAUUCUUCAAAUUCCAAUCUCUUCCAAAACUCCUGGUGACGGUAACCCCAUACAGAUUAUGCAGUAGAGAAAUCCCAUCAAGACGUUAAGAAAAAGAGUCUCGCCAUCAGCUGAUGUGAGCUGGUUACCCUCCUGUCGUACAGCCACCAAGAAUUGGUACAGACUCAUGGAAGCGUCCACAGCCACCUUACGGCCUGGAAUCAUAGGUUCUUUAUGAUUAAUAAAGAUGGAACUUGUGAAGUCGGCACAGCGACUCCAAUUGCAUUUGAUUCCUGGAAAAAAGUUAUGUCCCACAUGCCGCAAAACACUAUCAGCCAUUGAGGCAAGUCGGAAUGAUAGCACAGAGGAAGACUCCAGUGACGAAAUGCUAUUUGUGGAAGAAUCUGUUUCGCGUGAUGAAGAUAGGGAUCAGUUGCAGGAUUUGUUUUCCUCCAUUGGAGUGUCCCCAAUAAAGGUACAUGGGAAGCCGGAAACAGCCAGAAUUAGCAGCAGCAAAAGGAAGAUCGGUAGUGUUGUAGAAACCAUUACAAAGAAGGUUGCGAGUUCGAUCAAUGUUCCCGUUGAACAACUUAAAUCCUCCCCGGAUGCAAAAAGCGACAAAGCUCUUUCAGAAAAAGCAAGAUGUUUUGAUGAAAUGAUGAGUCGUCUUCGUGAAAAGAUCUUUUCCUUGACAUCAUCGAGGGCAAAACUUCAAAUCUUGACCUUGUGUCCAUCAAACUGGACAGUCAAACAGUGUGCUGAAUAUUUUAAAGUUUCAGAGUAUCUUGUACAUACUGCUCGAAAACUUGCAAAUGAAAAAGGCAUUCUGUCACUUCUAGACCCCAAAAUGGGUAGAGGGCUCUCCCAAGUUACUAGAGAUUUGGUACUCCAAUUUUACCAUAACGAAGAGCACACCAGGGAAAUGCCAGGUCAAAAAGAUUUUGUAAGCAUUGGUCGCAAUAUACAUAAACAAAAGCGACUUAUUCUUUGUAACUUAAAGGAACUAUUUAGCUCUUUCAGGGAAAAGUUCCCAGAAGUAAAGAUAGGGUUUUCGAAAUGUUGUUCUCUGAGACCCAAGUGGUGCAUUUUGCCAGGUGCUGCUGGAACACAUUCAGUAUGUGUUUGUAUCAUACAUCAAAAUGCCAAGCUACUUCUUUCUCCUAUUGGGGCUAAUUACAAAGAAUUAACUAAGUUUCUGGUUUGUGACAUUGAUAACAAAGAGUGCAUGGUACAACGUUGUCCAAAUUGUCCAAAGUCAACAGAAAUUUUCCAGCACAAGUUGUACGAAAGAAAGAUGUUUCAAACAUAGCUAAACUUUUUACUACUUUUCAGAAUUAAAUUUUCAGUUUAUGUUUUGAAACAUUUUCCAUGCCAGCACCAAGAUAGAUCAUAAUUUGUCCUUUACAUGACAUCACCAGUUGUACUCUGCACUGUCAUCUUUAAAAGCACAUUAAAACAUACAAUUAUAACAUUGCACAUGUGAAUUGAAAAUAUAAUUUUGGGAAAAUGUUGCGUGCAUGCAGGCAUUUGAUAUGAAAAAUGGUCAGAUUUUCCAACCCAAUUUGAGUAGGAAGGAGUUAAGACCCCAAGCUACCUUUGGUCUACUACAUGAUUGUUCUAUGUAGAUUUUGGAAACAUAAUAAAAAAGUUUGUAAAAGGUAUGCCUCUUGGGGAAAAAAUCAAUUUUUGACCACCACCAAAAUAUUUUGCCAGAAACCUACAUCAGUUUAUUGUAAGGUGGCAUUGUCCUGGUGCUAGAUAUGACUUUCUAAGUGUUAUUUUUGAAUUCUACAUGCCUGAAAAUACUUUAGUGCUUGUUUUCCUCCAUGUAUCUCUUUCCAGUGAGGUUUAAAAUAACUUUAACUUGUGCGUCAAAGAUGUCAUCGCUAACCCUAAGCUUUUUGGGGGUAUUUUCAAAAAAUGAAAUGGUCCAUAAAACCCAAACUAGAUGGAAUUUCUCAAAAAUUUUUGACAUUCUUCUCUAGCUCAUAGAUCUUUAUCAGUAAACCAAAUUUGAGGCUAUUCUAAGGGGUAGGGUUAAAAUUUUCUAAAAUUUCUGAUGAUUUGGUAUGGAAUGACCCAUAAUUGAAUUUUUUUUCUUCCUACAUAUCAAUUUGUCAAAAUGAGUUCUAUAUUAGGAAAAGCAAGUUUAAUCCUCUCUUGCAGUCUUUUAUUCUCAUCAUUUUAAAAAGAUAUAUUCUUGAGCCUAUAACCACAUUCACCAGAGACAAGUUGUAUGCAAAGCUGAUGUCAGAAAAACUUGGUACAGAAAAUAUAUGCUGAAAAGAAGAGCUUGUAAACCCCACUGAUGAUUUACUUUCAAACAAGGAAACCAGCCCAUGUUCUGUCUUGCAUGAAUAUAAGUAGUUAAGGCUUAGAUUACUUUAGCCUAAAAGUUUCUAGGUUCAUUUUUGAAAAAAAAUCUGGACUAUAAUGAAAGAGAUCUUCAUACAAAUCUCAUAGUUUUUUUUGUUUUGUUUUUAGCUGGUAAGUGUUGCUUACUCAGCCAGUUAAGUGCUAGUAAAAUGCUUUUUCCAUAAUUUGAACUGUUGUAAUCAUAGACUAAAUGGUAAUUACAAACUAUUAUUACCAUUUGUUAGUUUUAUGUUACAUGUAAGGCAUUUCUGCAUUUUCAGUAAUAAUUUAGCACAUAAAAAAUGCUUGGAACUGCAAAAUGUUUCUUGAUUAGUGUUUAUGGAUGGACACACUAAGCCUAAGUCUAGUUAGUGCUCUUGAGUUUCAGCUUUAUCUUGCAGCCUGUUUGCCACCCAACAAUGCCAGGGGUUGUUGGGGGGCAUAACUAACUAUUAACCCUCCCUUUGAGCAGUGCCUGAAGGAACACCUAGUCAAUUGUUGAAUUUUAUAACAUGGAGUUGGGGAGUGCGUCCAUACUGUAAAGAAUUACCUUUUUAUUUGUGGUAACAUCCCACCAUGCAAAUAUAGAGUUUUCCACUAAUGAAAAGUCUGUGGAGUAAGGAAAGGAAUAAGUGAGUUACAAUGAAAAAUAUUCUGACAAAACAGUACAGCUUCCAGAAUAUAUCUUGCAGUGCCUUCACCUUUUUAAAGUCCAAUAUGGGAAUGAUGAAAAAAAAAGAUCUAAAGAAAGUAUAUGCAUAGGUAUGUCAAGUCACAGACAGAGUAGGAGAAGAACCUUGUAACAAGGAGUUCAAGAUAAUCAGCCUUAUGUAAAGGUAGUUUAGUUGUUUUGGUUUUAAUCUUUACAGUAUGGAUGCACUAAGCUUGGGCAAAUUGAAAAUUAUAUUCUUGUGGAAGACAAUAUGUUGCAGUCGUCAACACAAGAAACAAUCAACAGACAUGAAUCGUAAUGCCAUAAUUAAAGGAAAAAAGAUUGUGAAAAGCGCCACUCGCAGCCCAAGGCCUCUCCAUUCCCCUGAGAUUCGGCUUUAUUUUUCCGCGCAUACCGAUGUCAAUGCAAUGUUUGUCAGGGGGUGCUGGAAGCAGAGCCCCCAUCAGCCCUCCCCUCAGGCAGCUGGGGACUUAGUCUCUGGUGAAUGCAUCUGUACAGUAAAGAAUUAUAGUUCUUUUGUUCAAAAUAAUUCUGUACUAUGCUUGUUUACCAUUGCACUGGUAAUUACACCUCAAUUUUGCAUCUAAUUUUUUUUUUUUUUUUUUUUUUAAUAAUGCUUGAAGUACAGAACAAUAUAAAAUUCAUAUAGGCCUACAUAAUAAUAAAGGCCCAGAAUGCAUAUUGGGCCACAAAAAGGUCACGGCAACUGACAGCGAAGAUAGUCCUAGAUUCUGACCAUUCAAAUUUGACACCUCUAGCAGCCAUUCCGUCGACAAACUGCCGUUCUUUGCAAAACCUUGAUACAGCCCAUCUAUAGGGUUAAGUAGCCAGUGGGUGAUACACAGCUGCUGUUAGUAAUACUCGGUGCAUAAUUUGUUAUCAUCUGCUUCCCACGGCUGCAUGAUUUGUUAUGCAGUUAAAUGUAACUAGUAGACUAUCAGCAUUUGUUAAUAAAAUGUAGAAUAACC
Molecule: messenger RNA, 5819 nt
Organism: Penaeus indicus
Lineage: Eukaryota; Metazoa; Arthropoda; Malacostraca; Decapoda; Penaeidae
Exons: 4
Coding region: 2071-3132 (353 amino acids)
Source: RefSeq, a predicted model, not a curated record